Leptosia nina is the source of this 1635-nucleotide messenger RNA. The record is from the annotation of a GenBank genome assembly. Lineage: Eukaryota; Metazoa; Arthropoda; Insecta; Lepidoptera; Pieridae.
AUGACAUUGGAACACCAAAUACCGCUAAUGAAAAAGACGCAGAUGAGCGGAGAUCGAGCAGGUUCCCAGUGCGGUCUGACAUCGCUGCUACCUAUGUCCUGUCGCGGUCGCGCCGCAGCAUUCGCCCGAGACUUGCAGUCAAGACUCCGCAACCUCGGCACCCCUCAAGAUGGCGAAUGUGAGAACUCAUGGCUGAGGAAUAACGGCGUCCAUCGGCCAUCAACGUCGUCGCAGCGAGACCUCGAAACUUUCUACGACUUUGAACUUGAAUGUGAAAGUCCGUCCAGCCCCGUAGAGGAGUACGAAGCGCCAUUUCCAGAACGACGAGUAGAAGACUCUGAACCGACAUACACCGACGUCAAUUCCGAUGAAUUAAAAGAACAAAAGAAAUUUGUGCUCAAACACCCCGAUAAUGGUAAAAACGGAUUUAAAUUUACGACAGCUUUUUAUACAGAAUCUCCUGUAAAAGUGCAACCGGCUCCUAAAGAAAAUGGGCACGCAGAUAAACCACUAUAUUCGCCGAUUACCUUCGAAGGCUGUGCCCGACAAAACAGUUACGAUGAAGUAGAUUGUGUGCCACCUAUAGCUUUUAGAGAGAACGGCAGCAUCAACUCACUAGGCAUCCAUUCUACAGUUGACAGUGAUUCAGAAUUUGAAUCUGCAAAAAGUGAACCCUCUGAUGGAAAUGAAGAUGAAAUCGAAUUCGAUAGAAAUAUAGAAACCGAUACGAGUGAAGCACUGGAAAAUGUAUCAUUAAUCGAUGUUGAUUUACCUUAUGAAGAUGAAUCAAAAAUCGAGCAAGAACUAUCUAUUGAUACACAAUUAGACAACGAUGCAAUACCGGAGACAGUAACAGAUGAAGCAGAAAAAGAAUCUACACAGACUUUACAAAAAGAACAGCCUCAGGUGAAUGAUGAGCUGAAGCAAGAUGAAGAGGGAGAUGAUGAUAGACCUCAACGAGUACGUAGGUGUUCAUCCUUAAAAACCGGUAAAACGCCCCCUGGCACACCAGGACGAAAAAAAAUUGUUCGGUUUGCAGAUGUUUUAGGGCUAGACUUAGCCGAUGUAAAAACGUUUAUGGAUGAGAUUCCGGUAAUUCCAAAGUCUGCCUACGAUGACCUUACCGGAUGUGACGUUCAAAGUUCUCCCCCCGCACGCCCUACACCUAGGCUGGGAGCUCUUACGUUGGUACCACUAUUCCGUCUUCCCCAGGAUCUUACAGAAAAGCUCGAAAAACAGAACGUGUGUCUAGAAAGUGCUCGAGUGUCUGACGGCGUACAUAUAACAAUUUGUGGGUCCGUUCGUGUAAGGAACUUGGAUUUUCAUAAGACUGUCCACAUUCGUUACACUAUGAACAGGUGGAAAACUUAUACCGAUUUGCAAGCAUCAUACGUACAAGGCUCGUGUGAUGGAUAUUCUGAUCGAUUCCAGUUCGUGUUAUACGCGCCUUGCAUAUCCUCUGGACAAAGAUUGGAAAUAGCUGUGAGAUUUCAGUGCAAAGGGCAGCAGUUUUGGGACAACAAUUGUGGAGCGAAUUACUGUUUCGACUGCUUAGCGUUGGGUGCGUCGCUGACGCCACCAUCUCCUAUGGGUGCUCUACACCCCACUUUGGAUUGGCAUCCGUCUUUCUACUGA